Molecule: messenger RNA, 1631 nt
Organism: Papaver somniferum (opium poppy)
Lineage: Eukaryota; Viridiplantae; Streptophyta; Magnoliopsida; Ranunculales; Papaveraceae
Product: cytochrome P450 724B1-like
Exons: 8
Coding region: 1-1425 (474 amino acids)
Biological process (GO): sterol metabolic process
Molecular function (GO): heme binding; oxidoreductase activity, acting on paired donors, with incorporation or reduction of molecular oxygen; iron ion binding
Source: RefSeq, a predicted model, not a curated record
AUGGUAGGAGAGGUUGCAUUCGUCUUUCAACUCACGAUAAUAUUUGUUUUCUUGUUUGCACUAGUUCAAGUCUUUUUGUGGUUCCAACCAUUUUUGUUGUUUGCUGUAAAACAACAACACAAAAAUGUACCUCCUGGAAGCAUGGGAUGGCCCAUAAUAGGUGAAACUCUUAGCUUCCUCAAUCCACACAAAUCAAAUACUCUCGGUCGCUACUUGCAAGAUCGGUGCUCUAGGUACGGAAGAAUUUUCAAAUCGCACUUAUUCCUUCAUCCGACAAUUGUCUCCUGUGAUCACGAGCUUAACAUGUUCAUUCUUCAAAAUGAAGAAAAGCUGUUCCAAGGCAGUUAUCCAAAAUCAAUCCAUGGAGUACUUGGAGAUUUGUCAUUGCUUUGUAUUGUUGGAGAUCAUCAUAAAAGGCUCAGAAACUUUGCUCUCAACUUAACAAAUACUUGCAAAUCGAAAGCUGAGUAUAUUAACGACGUCGACAGAUUGACCAUAUCAGUUAUGGAGUCUUGGAGGAACAAAAAAGAACUCCACUUUUGUGAGGAAAUGAAAAAGUUCACUUUCAAUCUCAUAGUUAAACAAAUUCUGAGUAUGGAACCAGAAGAAGCAGAAGCAACAAAUAUAUUAGAAGAUUUUCAUACCUUCAUGAAAGGGUUAAUUUCUCUUCCUCUAUGCAUCCCUGGAACCUCUUACGGGAAGGCCGUUAAGGCUCGACUAAGGAUUCACUCCACAUUAAAGUCUAUAAUGAGAGAACGGAAGCAAGAAAGUAUUAGAAAAGGAGACUAUUUUGAUGUACUUUUGUCAAAUUCAAGCACAAGCGACGAAGAGAAAAUCAGUGUUGCUUUAGAUCUUCUUCUUGGAGGCUAUGAAACCACUUCCACAUUAAUAGCCAUGAUUCUCCACUUUCUUGGACAAUCACCUGAUGCCCUGCAACUGUUGAAGGAAGAACAUCUAGCUAUAAGGAAAAGAAAGGAAAAAGGAGAAGGCCUGAAUUGGGAAGAUUACAAGCAAAUGGAGUUCACCCAAAAUGUGAUAAAUGAGUCUUUAAGAUGUGGAAAUGUAGUAAAGUUUGUGCACAGGAAAGCUCUUAAAGAUGUGCAUUUUAAAGGAUUCCUCAUUCCGUUGGGAUGGAAGGUUCUUCCUAUCUUAGCAGCAUCAAACUUAGAUCCUUUGGUCCAUGAGAAUCCUACCGAAUUUAAUCCAUGGAGAUGGAAUGGACAAGAAAAGAUGAAAAGUUAUGCAGCCUUUGGAGGUGGGCGAAGACUGUGUCCAGGCUCAGAUAUUGCUAAAGUCGAAGCUGCAAUCUUUCUUCAUCAUCUUGUUCUUAAUUUUAGAUGGAGACCUCAAGGAAUUGACUAUCCGGUGGCAUACCCUUACGUGGAUUUCCGUAGAGGCCUCCCCAUAGAGAUUGAGCCGUGCUAGUAAUUGUAAUCGAGUAUAGAGUUUAUAAACACCCCAACAGGCGGCUAGCUUGAGCAACAUCAUUAUCUAAUAAAAACAUGAAGAGAUUCCUUUCUCUCUACAGCUUUAACUAGACCUUACCAAUUCCCCUUAUAAACGCACAAAGGAAUAACUGCUGCAGAUACAAGCGUAAGCUUUCCUUUCGUAUAAUCAAAAACAAAUCCUGA